This is a messenger RNA of Physcomitrium patens, 2749 nucleotides long. The record is from RefSeq and is a predicted model, not a curated record. NCBI's taxonomy places the organism in Eukaryota, Viridiplantae, Streptophyta, Bryopsida, Funariales, Funariaceae.
GUUGCUCUCUAUGAGGUUGGUUGUGCCUUCCUCCCUUCCAGUUUGAUGCUUCGCAGGGGUAGCUUAACAUUGUCCUGCUUAGUCUGUACAAAAAAUCGGGCAAAUUUGGGGUUUUUAGAACUCUGGUGUACUUGGUCGGACCCGCAGGGUGUGUCUUGGCACUAGUUGGUUGCUGUAGAGUGCAUGUUUUCUGAGUUGAUUUUACAGUCGUGGUUCGGAUUGGAGCGCGAGCAUGGUGUUUGUUAGUACACAGGGGUGAGGUUGACAAGUGAGAGUGUGGCUGCACAUGCCCCGACUAUCUGUCAACUGUGCUCGUCGUAAGUAUGUUCAAGCCAGGAAGUAAGCAACAACUAAAUACAAGUCGCGGAGGCGGAACAGUCGUCAUGUAGCAGGCACUCGACUGAACUUCCAGGUGAUUGCCUGCAGGUACGUGAUCAUAAAUGCAAGUGAAGUGCCUGCUCAUACUGGGUUGUUGCCCAAUCUUGCAGCAGUAAAUGUAUGGGAUUGACGGGAGCUAGGGACUGAAUGGGCAACACUUGUGUAGGAGCGGCUGGAUACUUUCAAGGCUUUACCAGUGCAAUAGCGCUGGGAGGCCGAAGCUCCAGGUCAAAUAGCGAAAGAUCGCCUACUGCAUCCAAAAUAGAUGACAGUGAUCGCAAAGUUGAAGUAGAUACCCCUGCAACUCAACAGAAUCCGCCACGCCAGAACCACAUCCCUUCUGUGGAUACCGCUGAUCAGCAGCAGUUUAAGGAGGUUAUUGAAGCCAUGAAGAAAGGCAGAGAAAUCAAGUCCGUUUCCGGUCAAAGCUUAACUCACUCUGUUCUGCAGCGGAAAACUGAAAACCUGAGAGACUUGUACAUUUUGGGAAAGAAACUUGGACAAGGCCAAUUUGGCACUACCUAUCUGUGCAUUGAGAAGGCUACGAAUAAGGAGUAUGCAUGCAAGUCUAUAGCGAAAAGGAAGCUCAUCUCCAAAGAAGAUGUGGAAGAUGUUCGUCGUGAGUUGCAAAUUAUGCAUCACCUUUCGGGUCAUCCAAACAUUGUCAUGAUUAAAGGGGCAUAUGAAGAUCCUGCUUCGGUUCAUUUAGUGAUGGAGCUUUGUGCAGGUGGAGAGCUUUUUGAUCGCAUCAUUCAGAGAGGGCAGUACUCUGAGGCCAAAGCGGCGGUACUUACUCGCACAAUUGUAGGUGUGGUUGAGACCUGCCAUUCUCUAGGGGUGAUGCACAGAGACUUGAAGCCGGAAAAUUUUCUGUUCUCUAGUACAAAGGAAGAUGCGGCUUUAAAGACGACUGAUUUCGGGUUGUCGGUGUUUUUCAAGCCUGGAGAAGUUUUUAGGGAUGUGGUAGGAAGCCCAUACUAUGUUGCACCCGAGGUAUUGAGGAAAAAUUAUGGCCCUGAAGCUGAUGUCUGGAGUGCUGGAGUAAUUCUAUACAUCCUUCUUAGUGGAGUUCCUCCUUUCUGGGCAGAGACUGAGCAGGGAAUUUUUGAACAGGUUUUGAAAUCAGAGCUUGAUUUUGCCUCAGAUCCAUGGCCUAAAAUUUCUGAUAGUGCCAAGGACCUUAUUCGCAAAAUGCUCAAUCCUCAGGCCUCUAAAAGGCUGAAAGCUCAUCAAGUACUGUGCCAUCCCUGGAUCUGUGAAGAUGGAGUGGCACCGGACAGGCCUAUUGAUUCAGCAGUGCAGUCUCGGCUCAAACACUUCUCUGCGAUGAACAAACUGAAAAAAAUUGCAAUUAGGGUCAUUGCUGAAUCUUUAUCAGAGGAAGAAAUAGCAGGUUUAAAGGAAAUGUUUAAGAUGAUGGACACUGACAACUCGGGAUCAAUCAGCUAUGACGAAUUGAAAGCUGGACUGAAGAAAGUGGGUUCCAUUCUUAAAGAGGAAGAUAUACGGCAGCUGAUGGAUGCUGCGGAUGUUGAUGGCAAUGGAACGAUUGAUUACGGGGAGUUUCUAGCCGCCACCCUUCACUUGAAUAAAAUUGAACGUGAUGAGAACAUGCUUGCAGCUUUUUCGUACUUGGACAAGGACAAUAGUGGCUAUCUUACGAUUGAUGAGCUUCAACAUGCUUUAGCCCAGUUCAACAUGGGAGACAUAUCUGUGGAUGAAUUGCUUCAUGAAGUUGAUCAAAACAAUGACGGUCAGAUUGACUAUGCUGAGUUUGUUACGAUGAUGCGCAAGGGAAAUCCUGGUGCUGCUGGUCGAUCGUCAUUUCGGAACAGCCAAAGCUUGAGCUUAAAUGAUGUCUUGAUGAUGGGAUAGACCAUUGAAGGAGUCUUGAUGAAUCCUUAUAAGUCAAGCUGACCAUAUUUCUUCGUAGCAUGGUGGGCUUAAGUUCCCGCCCGUAUGUUAUUCCUGUUAAUCCUCCAUGUGCAUGAGAGGAAAUGAUUACUGUAGACUCUAAAGCCGUGGAUACGUUCCUGUUCAAUCCAGCGAAGCUCUCCAGCUUUGUGGACAAAUGUAUUAGGCAUACAAUGCUGCCGGUUAUGCUUAUUGUUUAGACCUGUGAUGGGUUUUAGAUGAUGCUGAGGUAGUGAAAAACUCUAGGCGUGUAGUCUGUUCCCACAGUGAUAUGUCUAUGCGAAGAGAACAUUUUCUGAUGAUUCAGAUUGGUGAUGAGAUGAUAACUAGUGUAUAUCCUCUACCAACAAGAUAACGCCAUCAAACACUGGUUCUUCCCAAAUCCUGAAGUCAAGAUUUCACAGGCUUUAUGUACUGAGUUUUUGUAGUUACUAAUGACAUCGUCGGAUUCUUCUCA